AGGAGCCCAGUACUUGGCUUUUUAGGGUUUCACCUAAUAGCCGUCAUUCACCUCUUUCUCUCUCAUCAGUCCCUCACUCCCUCUCUCUCUCUCCUCUCCUCCCCGUCAUUCACUCUCUUUCUCUCAUUUCAAACUCAUGCCCUCUCCCCUCUCCUCCAUCAAUCUUCCCCUUAACAACAAGUGAAGGUCUCUAAACCUAACUAUUGAAGAACGAUUCUUGAUAAUUUGGGAUAUCUUUGCCGAAAAUUUCAACCAUUUUAGAUCGUGAGGGAAGCUCGAGGAAAACAAUUCCUCAGCGGGCACAGAAGGUGCAUUACAAACCAUCAAGCAGGCGGCUUGUCGUGAGAGCUUUUGCGAAGCAAAUUGCCUUUGACCAGGAUUCCAAGGCAGCCCUUCAGGCUGGCAUUGAUAAACUUGCUGAUGUUGUUGGACUUACCCUUGGUCCAAGAGGGUAGUAAUUAUGGAGUUACUAUUGCUCGAGCUAUUGAGCUUGCUUAUCCUAUGGAGAAUGUUGGUGCUGCCUUGAUAAGGGAGGUUGCCAGUAAAACAAAUGACUCAGUUGCUGAUGGACCUACAACUGCUUCUGUUCUUGCACGCGAGUUUAUCAGACAAGGUCUGCUCUGUGUUACCUCAGGUGCUAACCCUGUGUCUUUGAAAAGAGGAAUUGAUAAAACCAUCCAAGGAUUGAUAAAGGAACUUGAAAAGAGAGCCAGGCCAAUCAAUGGCCGCGAGGAUAAAGCUAUUGCCACUGUCUCUUUUGGAAAUGAUGAAUUGAUCGGAACCAUGAUUGUUGACGCUAUUGACAAAGUUGGCCCAGAUGGUGUUUUAUCCAUUGAGUCGUCAUCUUCCUUUGAGACAACUGUCGAAGUGGAAGAAGGAAUGGAGAUUGAUAGAGGGUAUAUAUCUCCACAGUUUGUUACCAAUCCUGAAAAAUCAAUUGUUGAAUUUGAAAAUGAUAGAGUCUUGAUAACUGACCAGAAGAUAUAUGCAAUUAAAUAUAUUAUCCCAUUAUUGGAAAUGACCACUCAAAUGAGAGCACCUUUGCUUAUUAUUGCUGAGGAUAUUACUGGAGAAACAUUGGCCACUCUAGUUGUUGUAGACAUCUACUUUUGGCCUCCUGUCCCGACAGGAAGUGCAAUGACGAUAAAUAAAAUUAUCUUCGUGCUAGAUUGAAGUGGAUAAUGCUUA
Messenger RNA from Chenopodium quinoa (quinoa), 1188 nucleotides. Its product is annotated as ruBisCO large subunit-binding protein subunit alpha-like. NCBI's taxonomy places the organism in Eukaryota, Viridiplantae, Streptophyta, Magnoliopsida, Caryophyllales, Amaranthaceae. Gene Ontology annotation, molecular function: ATP binding; ATP-dependent protein folding chaperone. The transcript has 6 exons. Gene Ontology annotation, biological process: protein refolding. The record is from RefSeq and is a predicted model, not a curated record. The coding region runs from base 421 to 1173 and encodes 250 amino acids.